AUGCGUUUCGAUAUUGUCAUCCUCCUCGCUGCGCUGCAGCUCGCCUCUGCCGAGUUGAUCCUCAAGCGAUGCGGUCAGACGUGGCCCGGCAACUGGGUAUCCAACUGCAACCAGAAAGAUCGGGAUGGUUGCUUCGCACUGUGCUCUGGCAAGUGCCGCACUGGAAACUACAGGGCCAUGGCCAAGCCCAAUCAGGACUGUGACUGCUACUGCGCCUAA
Molecule: messenger RNA, 219 nt
Organism: Colletotrichum truncatum
Lineage: Eukaryota; Fungi; Ascomycota; Sordariomycetes; Glomerellales; Glomerellaceae
Source: RefSeq, a predicted model, not a curated record